AUGGAACAGACCAUCUCGAAAAGCCGGAGCGUGCUACUACUACUGGCAAGAAGACUGCCUCGCGAUUCUUCAGCGGUGAGGAGGACGUUUUCGACUUCGAGAUCCAACGAUGCGGAUUUUACUCACGCUGUCAUUGGAGGCGGCGUGGUUGGUCUCGCUAUCGCCCGUCAGCUCGCGCAACGGACGGGGACGAGUACGAUAUUGAUCGAGAGGCAUGGGUCGGUAGGGACUGAGACCAGCAGCAGGAAUUCCGAGGUCAUUCACGCAGGCAUCUACUACGGGCCUUCGAGUCUGAAGACGCGCCUCUGCAUCCGUGGCAAAAACCUCCUCUACGACCUCUGCGAGACCAAAUCGAUCCCCUACCGGCGGACGAAAAAGUGGAUCAUCGCCCAGGACGAGCGGCAGAUGCAGCACCUCACUGACCUGCACGCGUUCACAAAGUCAAUCGACGUGCCCACGUCGUUCCUGUCCCGUCGCGAGAUCCAGGACCGCGAACCGGACGUGCGCGCCGACGCGGGGGUUCUCGAGUCGCCGACGACGGGCAUCGUCGACUCCCACGCGCUCAUGUCGUACCUCGAGGGCGACCUGGACAGUCUGGGCGGCGACCAGGUUCUGCAUACCGUCGUGACGGGCGUUGAAGCCGUCCGCAGCGGCGGCGGGCCGAGUGCCGACGACCCGGGCAACGGAAUAACGUCCUACGAGAUCCGCACGCGCAGCCGCGACGGCGCGGGGGGUGAAGACACCAUCACGGCCGAAUGCGUGGUCAACGCCGCCGGGCUGGGCGCCAUCGCCGUCAACAACAUGCUCCUCCCGCCCGAGCGGCACCGCACUGCCUACUUCGCAAAGGGAACGUACUUCUCGUACUCGGCGUCCAGGCCGCGCGUCAAGACGCUGCUGUACCCUGCGCCCGUCCCCGGCUUGGGUGGACUGGGCACGCACCUGACGCUCGACAUGGGCGGCCGCGCCAGGUUCGGCCCGGACGUGGAGUGGGUGGACGACCCGACCGACCUGACCCCGAACCCUGCGCGGCUCGCGGACGCCGUGAAGGUCAUCCAGACGUACCUGCCUUCCGUGGACGUCGGCGCCAUCGACUUGGACUACUGCGGCAUCAGGCCGAAACUGAGCCCGGGCAGCAGCGGUACGUACGGCAAGGACGGCAAGGGGUUUGAGGAUUUUAUAAUCUGUGAGGAACAUGGGUUUCCUGGGUUCGUGAACCUUCUGGGAAUCGAGAGUCCGGGCUUGACGAGUGCCUUGGCCAUUGCGGAGCGAGUAGAGGAUAUAUUGUACGGAGAGAAAGCAAAGGUAUGA
Molecule: messenger RNA, 1308 nt
Organism: Exophiala spinifera
Lineage: Eukaryota; Fungi; Ascomycota; Eurotiomycetes; Chaetothyriales; Herpotrichiellaceae
Exons: 3
Coding region: 1-1308 (435 amino acids)
Cellular component (GO): mitochondrion
Molecular function (GO): (S)-2-hydroxy-acid oxidase activity; (S)-2-hydroxyglutarate dehydrogenase activity
Source: RefSeq, a predicted model, not a curated record